CGGGGCCAGGGUGGGAUGUGACGACCCCCUUUCUCCCUCAGUAAGGGCUGAAAAUCUGGGGCACAGCUGAGGAAGAUCUCGGACAUGGAGUCCAGGAUGUGGCCUGCACUGCCGAUGUCCCACCUCCUCCCUCUCUGGCCACUGCUGUUGCUGCCCCUCACACUGCCUGCUCAUGGCUCUUCCUCCUCCCCACGAACCCCACCAGCCCCAGCCCGCCCCCCAUGUGCCCGGGGUGGCCCCUCAGCCCCACGCCAUGUGUGUGUAUGGGAGCGGGCGCCCCCACCAAGCCGAUCCCCUCGGGUGCCAAGAUCACGUCGGCAAGUCCUGCCGGGCACUGCACCCCCUGCCACCCCAUCAGGCUUUGAGGAGGGACCACCCUCAUCCCAGUACCCCUGGGCUAUUGUCUGGGGCCCUACAGUGUCUCGAGAGGAUGGGGGAGACCCCAACUCUGCCAAUCCUGGAUUUCUGCCCCAUGACUAUGGUUUUGCAGCCCCCCACGGGCUGGCUACCCCACACCCCAACUCAGACUCCAUGCGGGGUGAUGGAGAUGGCCUCAUCCUUGGAGAAGCACCGGCUACCCUGCGGCCAUUCCUGUUUGGGGGCCGUGGGGAAGGCGUGGACCCUCAGCUCUAUGUCACAAUUACCAUCUCCAUCAUCAUUGUCCUGGUGGCCACUGGCAUCAUCUUCAAGUUCUGCUGGGAUCGCAGCCAGAAGCGGCGCAGGCCCUCGGGACAGCAAGGUGUCCUGAGGCAGGAGGAGAGCCAGCAGCCUCUGACAGACCUGUCCCCUGCUGGGGUCACUGUGCUGGGGGCCUUCGGGGACUCGCCCACCCCCACCCCUGACCAUGAGGAGCCCCGAGGGGGACCCCGGCCUGGGAUGCCCCAGCCCAAGGGGGCUCCAGCCUUCCAGUUGAACCGGAUUCCCCUGGUGAAUCUGUGAUGCCCCCCCAGUGUUGGGGUGCCGCCAAGCAGGAGGCCAAGGGGCCGGCAUAGCCCCCAUCCCACUGAGGGUGGGGCUGCCGUGGGAGCUGGGGCCGCAGGUCCUCCUGGCUCCUGCCCCGCACCCUUGCUGGACCAUCACCGGCCCCCUAGGCGACCCUAGCUGCUCACCCUUCUUUAGGUGGGGCCUUCCAUACUGGUGGUGUCUGGUAUCCCGUCUCCACCCUUGCACACUCACAUGAAAGCCUUGCACACUCACGGGCCAUUGCGCACACUCAUGCUCUUGUUCGGUCUUCUGCGCCCUCCCCCAGCCACAUCUGUCCCCUCCGCGGGUCUCUCACAGUCUCCCUUCUGUUUCAGUUUUCGCUCUGCUCCCCACAUCCCAUACUCAGCUCGGUCAUGCCGUGGUCAGUGGGUGACUCGACCAUUCAACUCUCCCGUGCAUUUCCUCAGCCCAUGUUGUGGUGUUGCGUGUCGUGCUCACACUUUCCUCACGAACACCUACUGAUCCACUUUCUGUGGCCCCUGCAUGCUGUCCCAGACGUGGAUGGGAGGUGAGCUGGGGGUGCCUUGUGCCCCCAUCUGUCACAGUCCCAUCCUAUUCCAUAUCACGUGUCUCAUGACCUCCCCACCCCGCUCCCAGGGCCUGGCAUUACCCUGAGGGCUGCACUACAUGAGGAAGGGGCUCCCAUUCGCCCUUCCCUCCUAAAUCCCUCUGUCUUGUCUGUCCUGGCUGUCUGUGUGCGUCACUCUCUGGAAUUCAGAGCCCUGAGCCAGUCCUCCACUUCCCAGCCUCCCUAGGGCUCCCCUAACUCCGCCUAGGCUGCCAGGGACUGGCCCCAGCUGGCUCAAGGCCAUCGGGAGCUCUGCCUCCCAACCCCCCUUACCCACCCCAACCUCCCUCACACCCCUCCUUUGUUGUCCCCCACCUCCUUCCUUCCUUUUUCCUCUCUUACCUGGCUCCUAUGCUGUGAUAUAUAUUUUUGUAUUAUCUCUUCUUCUUGUGGUGAUAAUCUUGAAUUCUUGUGGGAUGUAAGUUUCAAAAUUUUCAAAUAAAGCCUUUGCAAGAU
This is a messenger RNA of Condylura cristata (star-nosed mole), 2008 nucleotides long. RefSeq names its product PILR alpha associated neural protein (gene PIANP). NCBI's taxonomy places the organism in Eukaryota, Metazoa, Chordata, Mammalia, Eulipotyphla, Talpidae. Gene Ontology annotation, cellular component: membrane. The coding region runs from base 85 to 939 and encodes 284 amino acids. The record is from RefSeq and is a predicted model, not a curated record. Gene Ontology annotation, biological process: regulation of immune response. The transcript has 5 exons.